AACAUGAUAAUGAAUGGAAGAAGAUGAGGAGGAGGAUCACUUGCAGGAAACUGCAGAUGCUACUUGGUGGUCAUGCAGGAUUUCCUAACAUAAUACACAAAGAUGGGUUGUGUAAACAAGAACCUGAGGAAGGUGCAAGUGCUGCUGCAGACCAAUCAGAUAACUGGAGGGAAAGCAAAUCAUUCAAAGGCUUGAAAAAUGAAAAACAUUUUCCUUACAGUUCACUCCUUCAGAAGCACUUGCUAGCAGGAUUAAAACAGGAAAACUGCCAGAACCAUGGAGAAAGCUUUACUCAGAGUUCAUACCUUUUGACACCUCAGGCAAUUCACUCAACUGAGAAACCGUAUGAAAUCCAGGCUUGUGGAAAAUACUUUCCUCAUAAGUCACCUUUUGUAAUGCCUGAGACAGUCCACACAGAUGGGAAACCAUAUGAAUGCCAGGAGUGUAGAAAACAGUUUCCUUACCUUACGGAGCUUGUGAACCACUGGAAAGUCCAUAUCGGGGAGAACGCAUGUAAAUGCCAGGAGUGGGAGGGAUGUUUUUCUCAGAAUCAAUCUCUUGCAAACUACCAAGAAAUGCAAACUGGAGACAAACAAAAUGAAUGCCGAGAAUGUGGGAAAUGCUUUUCUUACAGCUCAUACCUUGGAAGGCACCAGAAAGUCCAUGCAGGAGAUAAUAUCAAUUCAGAAGAUAAACCAUAUAAAUGCCAGGAGUGUGGGAAAUGCUUUGCUUCCAGUGCUUAUCUUGGGAGGCAUAUGAGAGUCCACUCAGGAGUAAAACCAUAUAAAUGCCAGGAGUGUGGGAAAUCUUUUUCUUUCAGUUCACAUCUUGUAAUCCACAAGAGAGUCCACACAGGAGAGAAACCAUACAAAUGCCAGGAAUGUGGAAAAUCUUUCGCUUCCAGUCCACAACUUGCCAACCACCAAAGGGUCCACACAGGGGAGAAACCAUAUAAAUGCCAGGAAUGUGGGAAAUGUUUUACCCAAAGUUCACACCUUAUGGGUCACCGAAGCAUUCACACAGGUGAGAAACCAUACGAAUGCCAAGAAUGUGGCAAAUGUUUUGCUCGCAGUUCAGACCUUGUGUACCACUGGAGAGUCCACACAGGAGAGAAACCAUUUAAAUGCGAGGAGUGUGGGAAAUAUUUUGCCCGAAAUGGACACCUUAAGAUCCACCAAAGAAUACACACAGGAGAGAAACCAUAUGAAUGCCUGGAAUGUGGAAAAGGUUUUGCUCGCAACUCAGAGCUUGUGAGCCAUCAGAAAGUCCAUGCAGCAUGGAAAUCCUAUUGAUGCCAGUAAUUUCUAAAAUGUUUUCCUUACACCUCUGGUCUUGUAUACUACUGGCAAAUCUACACAAGAGAGAAUCUAUUUAAAUUCCAGGUGUACGGGAAGCAUUUUCUUUGUAAGGCCAACUUUGUGGUACACCAAACAUGUUUGUACAGAAAUUAUGGAAGUCUUCAUUACAGAAAACAGAGGACUGAAUAGAACAGAGAAACUUCAUGGAAUCAAUGGAAUAUUGUGAAUUUUCUUCCUCACAACACCUCUACAUUUAUGCAGUGCUUGUGUGUCCACAGUGGAGAGAAGGCUUACUGAUGCUUUGAAUAUGGAAAACCAUUUGCUCACUUCCUGCAGCUUAAUGAAGAACCCAUGCAAGACAGUAAUACUGUAUUUGAUAAUCUUCUAGAGAAUCUACUCAGGGGAAAUACAUCCACAGUGCUCUGUAUUUGGCCUUUCUUGACCAGUUACAUUUAACAAACCACCAAUAAUCUACCCUAGAAAGAAAGCCUUUGAAAGCACAGAUUGUGAGGAAUGUAUUUUUUUUUAUCACACUGCAACUUUUGAAUCUCCAUCCAAUAUUCUACUGGAGUAAAACUGAGGAGGGGAAAGCAGUAUGGAAUGAGUCUCUCUCCUCCCAAAACCUUGAAACUGGCCAGAGAUUUCACAAAGGAAUGGAAGAAAUGUCUAAUUUGGACACAGGAAAAUGGCUGAGUAUCAUUUUAUGUCAAUAAGUGCACCCAGAUUAGGAGCCUUCUUUAUAUUGCCCCUGGAGAAAUUUUUAAAGAAAUACCUAUGUUAGUCUAUUGUAGCAUAAAUGAUUCUCCUUCCUGAGAAGAUUCCUUUUGUUAUUUGUACAGUAGCACGGACUCUUGUAGUAAUAUAUGUAGUGUGCCAUGAAACCAUUAUCUUUAUUCAUACCUCUGCUAAUGGACUGGAAUUAUGAAUAUAAUUCAAUUCAGCUCUUUUUCUUUUUAGUCUUCCCUUGUAAUUUCCUUGUUCAAGAACUUAGUGUAUGCAAAAGGCUUAUUCAGCAAUAAAUGGAAGUGAAUUGAGCUUCUUGCGUAGCUGUUAUAGUAUCAUUUGCGGCUGUUUCUCCUUCAAAAGCUUCAGUGUUUUUCAUCUCUCACACAUUUAUAGGGUCAAUCAAUAAAACUUUCAGUUAUCUGGAAAA
Molecule: messenger RNA, 2451 nt
Organism: Sceloporus undulatus (fence lizard)
Lineage: Eukaryota; Metazoa; Chordata; Lepidosauria; Squamata; Phrynosomatidae
Product: zinc finger protein 501-like
Exons: 3
Coding region: 24-1292 (422 amino acids)
Biological process (GO): regulation of transcription by RNA polymerase II
Cellular component (GO): nucleus
Molecular function (GO): RNA polymerase II cis-regulatory region sequence-specific DNA binding; DNA-binding transcription activator activity, RNA polymerase II-specific
Source: RefSeq, a predicted model, not a curated record